Paraglomus brasilianum is the source of this 503-nucleotide messenger RNA. The record is from the annotation of a GenBank genome assembly. Lineage: Eukaryota; Fungi; Glomeromycota; Glomeromycetes; Paraglomerales; Paraglomeraceae.
AACAGGAUUUAAGUCAGAUUAGGCAAUUUCAAGAAACUAUUAAACAUUUAUCUUUAAAUCAAUUCUCGGCCAUCGAUGAAUGUAAUUUCCAUUUAAAUGAAGCCCCUCGAUAUGGUUAUGCUCCCCGAGGUAAAAAGGCUAUUUCUCGUAGCCCAGGUAGUAAGGGCGGAAGUUACUCUUUAAUCAUCUGGGCUGCAAGUAAAGAAAAACAAGGGAUAAUUCAUUAUGAACUAGUUGAAAAAAGAGUAAACACUAAGGUUUUUCAUGAUUUCUUGGUUAAUGCUAAUGCUCAUUUUGAAAAAGAAAACCAUCUUUUAUUGGAUAAUGCCAGCAUUCACCGAGCUCCUAAGAAAAGGAAAGAAUUAGGUUUACCAACCAUUGAGGAGCAAUUAACCCCUAAGAACAGCAUUCCAACUUAUUUGCCUUCCCAUUCUCCACAGUUUAACCCAGUUGAAUUACUUUUUAACACCAUUAGACAUAAUAUUGAAAAGGCUCGGGCUUGA